AUGUCUAAUACUUUACCUGCGUUGAAAAAGAAUGAUCUGUACAUCUAUGAUUUACCUGAGCAGAUAAUAAAUUCACUGGAGCUUAUGGUAUUUGACUCUUCAGUAAAAGAAGUGAUCUUAGAAGUACCAAAAGAAGCUCCGGAACCUGUUAAAAAGGCGGUUGAAUCCAACUCUUUGGAGUGUGGAAGUUGUGAAAGAAGUUUCGAAUCUCAAGAAGAUAGAAAAGAGCACUAUAAAUCGGAUUUCCAUCGUUUUAACAUCAAAAGGAAACUGGCAAAUCUACCGCCAAUAGACAUUGAUGAGUUCGAGAAACUAACUGAGAAUGAAGAUUUAGAAAGUAUAUCUGGCUCCGACAGUGAGGAAUCCGAUGAUGGAGAGGAGAAUAUUUACAAGGAGCGAAAAGAUGAGCUCACGACUAUAUUUGAAACGCAGCUUGCAAAUAUGAAUCUGGAAGAAAAAGAGACAGAGUCCAAAUUCAGUCAUUUGAAUACUCAAUCGCCACAUAUAUUCUUCAAAUCUAGUUUGCUCCCUGAAGGUCAAGUUUUUGCGGUAUACAAAGCGCUAUUUUCAAAGGACUCUAUUGAAAGACCAUUGGAAACUAUUAGAGAAUGGAAUAGCAAAACUUCAAGCGAAAGUUGUUCAGCGUUAUUCAUGAUUGGAGGUGGCCACUUCGCUGGUGCAAUUGUAUCUCAUCAGCGAUUGAAUACCAAAGGUAAUUCAGUUAAACAGCAAAGCCUUCAGGAGCAGGGUGUUCAACUACUUGAACACAAAACAUUUCAUAGAUAUACCACAAGGAGAAAACAGGGUGGCUCCCAAUCGGCCAUGGAUAAUGCCAAGGGUAAAGCUAAUUCAGCCGGCUCAUCUUUGCGUCGAUACAAUGAAAAAGCCUUGAAGGUUGAUGUUCAAUCGUUGUUGACUCAGUGGGAGCCUUUCCUAAAGCGGUGUGAUAACAUCUUUAUUAGAGCUAGAAGUUCUUCCGACAGAGCGGUUUUCUUUGAUGAUAAUACAUGUAUAAAAAAGGACGACCCAAGAAUAAGAUCAUUCCCGUUUACAACGAAGCGUCCAACAGCUAGCGAGCUAAAAAAAGCGUGGUGUCAAUUGACCUAUUUGUCCCAAAGCUCAAGGCCUGAAACAAUACCGAAGCAAAAUAGUGCAGUUGAAUCAAAGAAUCAAAAUGCAAAGGAAGCAACCAAGAAGCCUGCGGAAAGAGAGAAGACUACGGAGGAAAAACAGACUCUAGAACUGGUAGCUCUCUUGAAAAAGUCCAAAGCCCCUCUUCUCGUUUCAUUUAUCCGAAAAAACAAUCUGAAUAUAAACUUCAAACUACAACCAUACGAUGAAUACAUUCAGACACCUACAUUACUCCAUCUGGCGUCUCAACAAGGGCUCAAAAAUAUGGUCCUCAUUCUUUUAAGUAAUUUGAAAUCCGACCCCACUAUUACCAAUCACUUUGGGAAAACGGCCUGGGAUUUAGCUAAGAAAAGUGAAGUCAGACAUGCGUUUCAAAUUGCAAGAUAUAAUCUGGGGGAGGGUUUCACCGAUUGGACUGCAGCACACGUUGAAGAGCCAUUGAGUAGGGAGCAGGUCAAUGACAUAAAUCAAAAGGUACAAGAGAAAGAAGAAUCUGAAAGAAUUGUGAGCAUAAGUAAGGAGUUAGAAGCUGCAAAGCAGAGGCAGAAGUUAGAGAAGGAAAAGAAACGAGGACCAGGUGUCGCAUUAGGCAGUCAGCUUUCAAACUUACAGCAGACAAUGAACUCAUUAAAUGAUGACCAAAAGAUGAGAUUUAUGAGAGAACAAAGAGCACGAGCCGCUGAAGCUCGAAUGCGCAUGAAUGCAACUAAGUAA
This is a messenger RNA of Lachancea fermentati, 1845 nucleotides long. NCBI's taxonomy places the organism in Eukaryota, Fungi, Ascomycota, Saccharomycetes, Saccharomycetales, Saccharomycetaceae. The record is from the annotation of a GenBank genome assembly.